This is a messenger RNA of Purpureocillium takamizusanense, 2687 nucleotides long. RefSeq names its product Propionate--CoA ligase. The transcript is spliced from 3 exons. The record is from RefSeq and is a predicted model, not a curated record. NCBI's taxonomy places the organism in Eukaryota, Fungi, Ascomycota, Sordariomycetes, Hypocreales, Ophiocordycipitaceae. Bases 304 to 2403 code for a protein of 699 amino acids.
GCAUGGACCCCUGCCCCAGGGGCGUCGAGAGCUCCACCAGAGCUCCGGCGUCCAGCGCCUCACCCUCAUUAACUCAUACCUUCAGCUCUCUCACCGACGACGCCACUUGCAUAACCGAGGAUAGGCUCACCGCGAAGGCGACACACAUCAUCGCCGGUCCCGUCUCAUACACAGGCCUCCAUAUAUAUCAGAGCGCAGCAGCCCUUAUAGUCGGACCAAUUGAUCUGAAGCGCCCAAACAUCCUUGUGGUCCGGCGCACCUCGCUCAUUCAACUACGUCGUUCGUCGCCGCUCGACCAUCAUCAUGCCGCACAUGCAAGAUGACAUCCUGCGUCUCAGCCUGGACGAGCCGGAGAAGUUCUGGGCGCACCAGGCGGGCCAUCUCUCGUGGCACGUCAAGCCGACGGCCACGCUGCACCACACCAAGCGCACGCUUGCGGGCAGCGGCGUCACGCACGACAGCUGGGAGUGGUUCCCAGGCGGCGAGAUAUCGACCUGCUACAACUGCCUCGACCGCCACGUCGUGGCCGGCAAUGGUGAUGAGGUGGCCAUCUUCUACGACAGCCCCGUGACGGGCGCAAAGGAGCGCUACACGUACGCGCGGCUGCUCGACGAGGUCGAGGCCCUAGCUGGGGCCCUGAGAGAGCAGGGCGUCCGCAGGGGCGAUGUCGUCAUGUUGUACAUGCCCAUGAUCCCCGCCGCCGUCGUGGGCAUCCUGGCCGUCAACCGCCUCGGCGCCAUCCACUCCGUCGUCUUCGGCGGCUUCGCCCCCAACGCUCUCGCUCAGCGCAUAGACGCCUGCCAGCCUGUCGCCCUGCUCACCGCGUCGUGCGGCAUCGACGGCACCAAGCCCCCCAUCGCGUACCGCCCGCUCGUCGAGGAGGCCGUCUCUCUUGCCAAGCACAAACCCCCGCGCACCAUCAUCUGGCAGCGUGAUCAGCUCCGAUGGAAUCCCACCAACCGCGCCCAGGGGCAGGCAACUUGGCAAAAGGUGGUCAGGAGCGCGAGGGCGAGGGGCGUCAGGGCCGGCUGCGUGCCUGUCAAGAGCAGCGACCCGGUAUACAUCAUCCACACGUCCGGCACGACAGGCGCCCCCAAGGGCGUGCUGAGGGAAGCGGGAGGGCACGCCGUCGGCUUGCAUCUGUCCAUCAGCUAUCUCUUCAACAUCCACGGACCCGGCGACGUCGCGUUUACCGCGUCGGACAUUGGCUGGGUCGUUGGUCAUUCGUACAUUGUCUACGCCCCGCUGCUAGCCGGCGCCGCCACCGUCUUAUACGAGGGCAAGCCCGUGGGCACGCCCGAUGCCUCGGCUUUCUGGCGAGUCGUCGAGGAGUACAAGGUCAACACGAUGUUCACCGCGCCCACAGCCCUACGGGCCAUCAAGCGAGACGACCCGGAGAACAAGUUCCUCUCCAAAAUCGGCGAGAGGGGCGGCCUGCGCUCGCUCAAGGCUCUGUUCCUCGCCGGCGAGCGCUCCGAACCCACCCUCAUCUCCAUGUAUCAAGAGCUCCUCACCAAGUACGCCGCCCCGUCGGCGCACGUCAUCGACAACUGGUGGUCCACCGAGGCCGGGUCCCCCAUCACGGGCCGAGCCCUCGUGCCCCACGCCGGCCGCGACCGCAAGACGACGGCGCGAGACCACCUGCCGCCUGCGCUCAAGCCCGGGAGCGCGGGCAAGGCGAUGCCCGGCUUCGACAUCCGCAUCGUGGACGACGACGGAGCCGAGGUGGCCAAGGGGACCAUGGGGAACAUUGUCCUCGGCAUGCCCCUUGCUCCGACCGGCUUCCGCACCCUCUGGGCGGACGAGGAGCGAUUCUAUAAGAGCUACCUAAAGAGAUUUCAGGGCAAGUGGCUCGACACGGGCGACUCGGGGUGGAUUGAUGAGGACGGUUACGUCCACGUCAUGAGCAGAAACGACGACGUGCUCAACGUGAGCGCCCAUCGCCUUUCAAGUGGCGGCAUCGAGCAGGCUAUCGCAUCGCACCCCCUGGUCGCCGAGUCGUGCGUCGUCGGCAUACCCGACGCCCUCAAGGGCCAGCUCCCCUUCGCCUUCAUCACGCUGUCAACGCCCGACCACCCGACGUCGGCGGUGCCGGACGCGCGCGUGGCCUCGGAGAUCCAGGACCUGGUGCGCAGACAGGUCGGCGCCAUCGCCUCGCUGGGCGGCGUCGUGCAGGGCAAGGGCAUGAUCCCCAAGACGCGGUCGGGCAAGACGCUGCGCCGCGUGCUGCGCGAGCUGGUCGACAACGCCGUCCACGCCGACUUUGACAAGCCCGUCGCCGUGCCGAGCACCGUCGAGGACGCGGGCGUCGUCGAGGUUGCGAGGGCAAAGGUGAGGGAGUACUUUGAGAAGCACGGCGCCAGGCACGCCGCGGUCGAGCAGAGGACCAAGGCGAAGCUGUGAGCCUGUGGGUUACCGCCCAAAUCCCAGUGAUACGCUUUUUUGCACAGAUGGCGGCAAGCAAAGGGAGCGGGCAGACUUGAAUUUCUUGGAUAUUUUAACCACCAAAGAGGGCUUAUUGUCUCGCUGAGCGGCGACGUCUGGUGGUUGUUAUGCGAUACGAACUACUCUAGAACCCUAUUCCUGUUCUCGUAAACGUGAAACACGCGGAAAUCGUGUAGGGAACAAUCCUAGGGGCCGUGUCCCUGUCACCGGUAUAUCCCUCGUCCUCGUAUACUAGGCAGCCC